UAUUUCCGUGAGUUUUCAAACAGAUUCUGAAUCUUUCUGUAUUGUCUGUUUCCUGCUUCAUCAGGGUGCGAGGAAGAGGUUUAGCAAAUGCAGUUCCUCUGAUGAAGAGGAGGUUUGACUGAGUGUAAUCUCUGAAUAAACUGAUGGGAUGGUUGUUGGUUCAGCAGCUAUUCAGACAGGAGUGUCAAGUCAGGGAGAAGUCGGGAUUUUUUGCAAGACUUUCAAAAUAAUAGCACAAAUGUGUUUAAAGUAUUUUUAGUUUAAAUGUACAUUUGUUGCUUAAAACAGCAAAAUACUGUGUCUAAUUGAUAAAGUUCACUGUGAGUUUUAAAAGUUGCCUAGUUUUAGAGUUUUUUUCUGGUAUUAUAGUGAUUUUUUUUUUCCUGAUUAUUAUAAUGACACAGUGAGGAGAACCAACGUCAUUUCUUAUACCAAAUUGAUAAAAUGAGAUUUUUUUUGUGAAAAAAAGUACAAUUUGACUUUUUGUAUUUUACUUUACUAAUGAAAUCAAUAAUUGUUCUUGGACUGCACAUAACAAUAGUCUUCACUAUUUACAUAAAUUAGAGCAAUUUUUCUGACUAAUUGCUUUGUCUAGAAAAUAACAAAAUCAGGGAAAUUAACGUUUCUAACGAAGUAUCUUUUUUAAAUACAUGUUUUAUGCAACCAUUUUCAACAAGCACACACUGUACUGUUCAAAAGUUUGGGGUCACCCAGACAAUUUCAUGUUUUCCAUGCAAACUCACACUUUUAUCCAUGUGCUAACAUAACUGCACAAGGGUUUUCUAAUCAUCAAUUAACAUUUCAACACCAUUAGCUAACACAAUGUAGCAUUAGAACACAGGAGUGAUGGUUGCUGGAAAUGUUCCUUUGUACCUCUAUGGAGAUAUUCCAUUACAAAUCAGCUGUUUCCAGCUAGAAUAGUCAUUUACCACAUUAGUAAUGUCUAGACUGUAUUUCUGAUUAAUGUUAUCUUCAUUGAAAAAAAUGCUUUUCUUUCAAAAAUAAGGACAUGUCUGAGUGACCUCAAACUUUUGAAUGGUGGUGUAUGUUCAAGAUGUUUUUCAAAAUGGGGUCAUCUGUGAAUCAGAAUCAGGUGACAGCAGUGUUUGAGGACAAAAGGCAUUGGAACAAUCAGUUGUGCAAACAGACUAAUGAUUCAAUACGGCUGUGUUCUAGUCUACUUCAUCAAAGUGGAUAACAACUUGAGGAAAGCAGAUGUAAACGAGGUGUACAACUAGAAAAUUGGUUAAUUUAAAUCGGAUUUAGGAUAUAGUCACGAUUAGAGUUCAAGGCUGUAUCUGAAGCUAACAGAGUAGUCGUAUGUAUUAUAGCGUCAUACCACCUGUUUCUGCUUCCUAAACUGUAUUACCCAAAAAUGUAUCCUCCUAAGCUUUAUUUUUUAAAAUCUGUAACAGGAAUUUGCGUUUGCAUUGUCGCUGCCUUGACCAUGUAGCAGCGCUGCAGGUCAGGGAGGUUGAAUGAGAGUUGGAGGAGUUUCUGCAGGGAAGAGUUACCAUGGCCGGAUUUCUGCAUUUUACUCUGCUUUUAUUCCUGAAUUGUGUCUCAUUUGUUCUUGUUUCAAGCGUUCUUGCUAUUAACACAACUACAGUGAGAACCACUGUGGUUUCAGAUGCAGCUGAGAGCCUUUUUUCUGCAGGGAGAAGCGAUGCCACUGAGGUUCCCACCACAGGAUUCACGACCAGUUACAGUAAACCAACAGCUAAAACCACCACAACUACUGAAGACACAACUAAAGCAGCAGAGAGAGCUGGAUCCAGACGGGAAGCUGAAGAAGAGGAAGGUCCUCCUGAGUUAGCAAGGAGGUCCACCAGGAGCAUUAAGGUGGCAAAGAAGCCCAAAACAGUCCUGAAGAAACCCAAAGUCAUCGCCAAGAAGCCGAAGGUUGCUAAGAAACAAAAACCACAGGUCAAAAAAAAGUUGGCCACAGAAACAGUCCCACAAUGUCCUCCGCUGGGUCUGGAGUCACUGAAGGUCAAAGACAAUCAGCUGAGAGCUUCGUCCUUCAAACGCAGAGGCCUGGGUCCCCACCGAGGCCGACUCAACAUCCAGUCUGGGACGCAGGAUGGAGAUAUCUAUGACGGAGCCUGGUGCGCUCAGUACAAGGACAAGAAUCAGUGGCUGGAGGUCGACGCUCGGCGGCUGACUCGUUUCACUGGAGUCAUCCUGCAGGGUCGCAACUCCAUCUGGAGCUGGGACGUGGUUCAUAGCUACAAGGUGCAGUUCAGCAACGACACGCUGGUCUGGAAGCCGUGCAUGAACGGGACCCAAGAGGCUGUAUUUGAAGGCAACCAGGACGCAGAAACACCCGUCCUCGCCCUGUUCAACACUUCCACAGUGGCACGCUACAUUCGGAUCAACCCACAGACCUGGUAUCAGAACGGGACACAAGGGGACAUCUGCCUGAGAGCUGAAGUGUUGGGCUGCGCACUCCCAGAUCCUAAUAAUAUCUAUGCAUGGCAGAUGGAGCCGACAGAGUCCAGAGACAAACUGGACUUCAGACACCACAACUACAAGGAGAUGAGAAAGCUGAUGAAGUCGGUGAACGAUGCGUGUCCUGACAUCACUCGCAUCUACAGCAUCGGGAAGAGCUACACCGGUCUGAAGCUCUACGUCAUGGAGAUCUCUGACAAUCCAGGAAAACACGAGCUGGGCGAACCAGAGUUCCGAUACGUUGCUGGGAUGCACGGGAACGAGGUGCUGGGCCGGGAGCUUCUGCUCAAUCUGAUGCAGUACAUGUGCCAAGAGUACAAACGAGGAGACCAGCGCAUCGUCCGCCUGGUCAAAGACACUCGCAUCCACCUUCUGCCCUCCAUGAACCCUGAUGGGUAUGAGACGGCCUUUAAAAAGGGUUCAGAGUUGGCAGGCUGGGCACUGGGACGUUACAGCUACGAAGGCAUCGACAUGAACCACAAUUUUGCUGACCUGAACUCUGUGAUGUGGACCGCCAUCGAGCUGGAGACAGACCGGUCCAAACUCAUCAACCACUACUUCCCCAUCCCUGAGCAGUACACCUCAGAGGAAGCCUUUGUGGCGUCCGAGACACGAGCCGUCAUCAGCUGGAUGCAGAACAUCCCGUUUGUCCUCAGCGCCAACCUCCACGGUGGGGAGCUGGUGGUCACCUACCCGUACGACAUGACCCGGGACUGGGCCCCUCGCGAGCACACGCCCACUGCUGAUGAGAGCUUCUUCCGCUGGUUGGCCACAGCCUACGCCAGCACCAAUCAGGUGAUGUCCAACCCAGACCGGCGGCCGUGCCACAACAAGGACUUCCUCAGAUAUAACAACAUCAUCAAUGGAGCCGACUGGCACAACGUACCAGGAAGUAUGAAUGAUUUCAGCUACUUACAUACCAACUGUUUCGAGGUGACGGUGGAGUUGUCCUGUGAUAAAUUUCCUCACGCCAGCGAGCUUCCCAUUGAGUGGGAGAACAACAGAGAGUCUCUGCUGGUUUACAUGGAGCAGGUCCACCGUGGAGUUAAGGGUGUGGUUCGGGACAAAGACACAGAGGCUGGUAUAGCAUAUGCCAUCAUCAAAGUGGAUGACAUUGAUCAUCACAUCAGAUCAGCGGCUGAUGGUGACUACUGGCGGCUGCUGAACCCCGGUGAGUACCGAGUGACGGCUACUGCAGAGGGAUACCUACCCUCCUCCCGCAUCUGCCAGGUCAUGUAUGACUACUACCCAACGAUCUGUGACUUCAACCUUACCAAGAUGCCCAAACAGAGGCUAAAGGACAUUCUGGCUAAGGGGGGGAAACUUCCAAAGGAUCUGCAGCUCAGGCUGCGGCAGCUCCGCAUGCGGAAGCUCCGCGUCACCACCAAAGCCAUCAACCAGAGACGUGCUGCUGCUGCCAAACGGGCAAAGACGGUGUGAUGGUGAAUAAAUGAGAACAAAGCAGGACUUGGCUCAGAGACACCCACCUUCACUGGAUUCCUGUCAGGUUUUCUUUUUUAAAUGUUGUAAUUUAUCAAAGACAACAGAUGGACACCUUGCUCCUUUUUUUUUUUAAAGCAGUGUUUCUUAGUUAUUUUAUACCAGCACACAUGCUCACCUGAGAAUUGAACACUUUCAUCUUCUGCUGUGGAGCAGCAGACAGUUCGGAGCUUUAUAACUGCGUUCACAAAUUUCUGAAUUCCAGAGAAAGAAGACAUUUGGUAAGAGAAGACUUUACUUGAGUCUGUGUUUAUUACAUAAUUACUAUUUGACUUUACAGUUAAAAAAAAUUAAAACAAAACAAAUUUAUUUAAGAACAGUAAGCUUCCACUUGAUGCCGUUUCUCAUCUUUGGUGGUGUCGGAACCUCUGCAUCUACAAAGAAAAAUAACAAAUAUUAGGCAGAACAAAAAAAAAAAAAUGGAAUAGAGAAAUUAUGCUACCUCACAUGCAGCACCAGAAAAAGGUUUAGCCUGCAAUAACACCGUUCACAACCAAAUCAUUUUUUCGUGUUAGCUUACACGUGGCACAAAUCAGCAAAAAAAUGAAAAAAUAUUUCAAAAUGAUUAUAAAAAUUAUGAAUGAAGAUGUGUAAAUGGUGAUCAAUGAAAUGACAAAUUAGUCAAUACUACACAUUGUACUGACCUUGUUGUGAAGCUGCAGGUCUCUGCUGCUGUUGGUAAGAAGCCAUGAUGCUGUUCGCGGUAGAGUUUGGCCCAGUGAGCUACAGAGCAGGAGUACGAUGAGUUAUAAAAAAAAAGCAGACAUUCAAAAUGUAAAAUUACAAUUAAAUAAUGUUGUUUUUUUCAUUUCUAUCUCACACACAAUGGAUGCGAGUGAAUUUAUCAAUUCAUUUUUGAGGAUAUACUUUUUAAAAAAACAUUUUGUUCAAAUACAGGGCCACCAUGACAAAGUUUUCUGUGAUGGUUAAUGGCUACCUAUUUAAGACCAGCUCAAAUCUGCUUGGAGAGUGUUUUUCUAUAAUAAUGACCAAGGUAACGAGGUCAUUGUAGCAAAUUAUAUCAUGUGAUUAGUGUCGAUUAACGAUUGAUGCUGUAGUUAAGAUUUUUCUAAUUUGCUUCUUUAUUGUUAAACCAGUCACAGCAACAAAAUAAAAGCAAAGUGAAAAUGAGAUAAAACCAAAUGUGAGGAAAGCAUUUCACCGAGAUACUACUACAACUACUACUAAGGUUGAAUAUUUACCAGGGCUUGGCUGUUCUGCAGGCUUUCAGGCCACACCUCAGGAACCGCUGCCUCCAUCAUCUGCAGAGCUUCUUCAUAGGAAAGCUGCAACUUUGCUGCCUGUUUGUCAAACUGGAACAGCACCAAGGCCUUCAGCAGGUUGUGGACUUCCUCUGUAAGUAGAGGAGGAACAAAAAACAUGCUCAUAAUAUUCGGUGAAGUUUAGAUUUUCAGUUCAGGUCUUUUAAAAUGCAGAAUGUUUCCUUUAUUGUUCAUUUGCUGCUUUGUCUACACUACAGACUUAACCGUUAGGUCUACAUCGACAGGUCAACAUUUUUGUCUGUUUCUGUGUUUAAACAUCAGUAAGGUGUCCACGUGAGAACUGAAUGUUUUUUCAUCCUCUAAGUAUUCAUCCUGUUCACAUUAGAUAUCUGUAGAUGACUUGUUAAUCUACUUUGAAACAAUGAGGGACAAAAUCCUCUCAUCCAACACACAUUCGAAAUCUCAUCUGAAGCUACAAUGACAGCUGUGCACGUUAAACAAAUCAAUAAAAAUAAUCCAUAAGAGUGAUCUUUUUGCAGUCUUUUAGUACAAAAGUUCCCCUUUAUUGGCCACAACUGCAGCUGCCCAGGAAACCACGGUCACAAAUAUUUCCACUCUUGAUUAAUAUGUUAUUUUAAUGGAUAAUCAGUUAAUGUCACUCAGUGUUUCUGAAAGCUCAAGAUGACGUUCUCAGAUGUCUUGUUUUGUCCAUAACCCAAAGACCUUCAGUUUACUGUCACUUUAUUCAUUUAAAAGUUAACCAAUUAAUUGUCACUGUUCUAAAAAUCUGUGCCAAAAAGUCACACUUUCAUAAGACUCAGAUUGCUGGAGCCUUUCAUUAGUUUUAGAAAAUGUUUAAAGCAUAUUUUUACAUAAAAUCAGAACUCAAAGUUUCCACAUCACUGACGACAUCGGGAGGGGAUAUUUUAAUGUCCAGUAUGAGCAGCAGGGAUGAUUGCAGCAGGCAAAGAUAGUUGUGUGCAUGUACAAGCACUCCUUACCACUUACUUUAAUCAUUUAGUUUUACCAUGUGAACGGAAGCAGUGAAUGUAUUGCGACAACAUGGACAAACUAAACUGUCCAGUGAAGGUCUUAAUAUGCAAACAGUUUUUGCAUGUUUGUAUCUGUACCUCUCAUCUUGUCCACAGAGGUGAUCAUCUCUCCCAGGGCAUACAUAAGUGCUCGGUCCUCCAUCGGGCUUCCUUCCUUCAGACUCAGCUUCUUUCGCUCGGCUUUCCGCCGGUUCUUUGAUGAUCUCCUGCAAGCAGAGCAUGAAUAUUAAACCAGAAACAAAGCAAACACUAGGGUUUUUUGUGCGUGUGUUGUAAGUGGGAGCGUUUGUCUUACGAGGAGAUACGGGAGUUACUCUGGGAGUAUUUGGAACCGGUCAUCACACUGCUGGCUUCAGAGUAAAGUUCAGCAUCAGGACAGUCUGGACCAUCUUCAUCUGAAGAAGAAAACUGAAUUUAACUGGUUUAUUGGGAAUGUAUAGUUCAUUUGGAAUUUUCACAAAUGAAGACAACAACCAUAGGGGAAAAAUGCAUCUUAAAAGAGCAUUUCCUAUUUAAUUUUUUGACAGAAGUAUUGCACAAAUAUUGACCAAACUGUCAAAAAUGAAUACUGUUUAAGGAGGUUAUCACCUCACAUAGUGACUUCACUGGCAACCCAGAUUCUUCCUCAUCUGACCUGCAGAAAACCUACCCAGGAAUUAGACUGAUUCUUAAAUCAUGUGAGCAUUUACAACCUCAUCUUCACUCCAGAUCUGGACCACGUACAGCACCUAACCUUUGUUCUAAGCCAGCAGUGAUUAAAGCCUAUGGAUUAUUUGAUAUGAACGUAGAAGUACUUAAAAUACUGCAGUUUUGCUUACUGGAAGAUGCAUAUUUUGUGAAACAGUAGUGGUUUAUAAUCCCACGCAUUGGGGAUUGUGUUUUUAACCACUUUCUGGUGACAUGACUGGACAAUAUUAAGCAUAUAGAUGGAGGCUAUGUUGUGAGACUGAUGUAAGACCUUUUGGGUUAUUUCAAAUUAAUACACAACAUAACUGACACAAAAUUACAACACUUUGGAUCACAUCACUAUUGUCUUGUUCUCACCCAGCAUGUCCAGUUUGGCCUUUUCUUUCUGCUCACGGACCACGGCCAGCCGGGUCCUGUGCCGUGUGAACGUCGCUACCUGAGCCUCCAGGAAGACAGUCUGGGUAUUGACAGCUGAAGAAAGACAAUAGGUUUUGUGUGGUAUUACCCUUCAACUUCUUCUGCAUGUAGUUUUUCAGCAAUUAUUUAACAGAAAUCCCCACGAUUUUUCUUCGGGUUCCUGGGGUCAGCAUGCUCACUUGACUGAACAUGUUGUCUAUAGCAUUCUUACCUUCUAUUAGUGCAGGUUUCAGGUUGGUUUCGGUGAUGUCUUGCCUGUUGUGCAUGUAAAUCUGAAGCAGAUAUAAACAUAUUUAUAAUAACACAUGCACACAUGGCAUGUCAGUGAUUGUGUGUCUACCCAAGAAUUUUCACUGAAUAUAGCCGUGCAUUUUAAAAAAAUUAAGUAAAAAGUAGGAAGGAUGGAUGGUUGAUUAGAGGUCUUCUUUUAUAUGAUGUCAUCUUUUUAUUGCUUUGGUGAGGUUUUUCAUACUUUACUAUUUUACUUGUUACUUGUUUUUGAAUUUUGCAUCUUUUGUCAUCUUGUUUUAACUUUAUCGUAACCACAGUUUAAUUCAGCUUUACAUAGUUUGGCCUGUUUUCUUGGUAUUCUGCUUUUGCUUUGAGUGUUAGCAUAGCGGUCUCUAACAUUUUUUGCACCACGGACCACUUUCAAGCAAGACAAUUCUCUGCGGACCGGUCAUCGCGCACAUAACAAAUAAUAACUGUUGUGUUUUGAUUUUUUCUUAUUAAAAAAAGUAUCCUAAACAAAUAAAAA
Messenger RNA from Amphiprion ocellaris (clown anemonefish), 8087 nucleotides. Its product is annotated as probable carboxypeptidase X1. The coding region runs from base 1516 to 3891 and encodes 791 amino acids. The record is from RefSeq and is a predicted model, not a curated record. The transcript is spliced from 15 exons. Gene Ontology annotation, biological process: proteolysis. Lineage: Eukaryota; Metazoa; Chordata; Actinopteri; Pomacentridae. Gene Ontology annotation, molecular function: zinc ion binding; metallocarboxypeptidase activity.